ACACCAACAAUUCUCAAAGGGCUGAGAAGCGCUCAGUCCUAAAUGAAACACCUACCUAUAUUAACCCUCCCCGCGAGGCUCACGGGGCCAUCCUAGAGGAGAGGGAAGAAGGAUGCAGGAGGCAGGGGAUGGGGAAAGGAAUGCUGGGAGAUAACUGUCUCCUGGUCUGACGUGCUUGCAUCGCUCACAGACUCAGAGCCGCCAAACAAGAUCAAAGCUACAAGACCAGUCGGCCUUCCAACCUAUGACAGCACUAAUCAAACUCAGUGGGCUGCAGGAAAGAGACGGGAUAUGGACUCCUGCUUCCUGACCUGCCUGAGUUCCAGUCCUGAUUUCCUCUGGUGAUCAACAGCAAUGUGGAAGUUUUGGCCAUAGAAGAGAUGUUUAAGAAGGACAAAAAAAAGAAUAAGGACAAGGGGCUGGAGGCGAGCAGUGUUCAAGCAGGAGCCCCUGAAAAGUCGGACGUGAAACUCAGCAAUGGAGGAAAAUCAAAUGAAAGAGACAGCAAUGAAAAUCCAUUACAGGUUCUAUCCAAAAAUGAGACUUUUCUGGUCCCAGAGUUCUUGGAUACAGCCCAGUCCAAAGAGAAGGCCAUUGCUUCCAUGGCCAGCAACACACUUCAUAUGUCCACAGCAGAGUCUGAGUUCUCACAGCAAGUAAGUAGCACCCCCAUGUUUUCAGACAAUACUAUCCAUCCCAAAUAUGAAGGGAGCCCCAAGACCUCAUCAAAACCCACUCAGCUGAAACAGGAAAACAUUUCUAAAACCUCGGGCUACUCCAAGCAGACCAACUACAGCACCACCCCCAAGUCCAUGGCAAAAACCACCUACCCCAAACAGGGGAGCACCCUCAAGCCUACAGCAAACGGCACCCAUUACAGGGAGGCUGACAUGCCCAAGUCCCCAGAAGACACCGUCCAAUCCAUGAAAGGCCACAUGCCCAAGUCCUCAGAAGACACCGUCCAAUCCAAGAAAGCUGACAUUCCCAAGUCCCCAGAAGAUACCAUCCAAUCCAAGAAAGGCCACAUGCCCAAGUCCCCAGAAGACACCGUCCAAUCCAAGAAAGCUGACAUUCCCAAGUCCCCAGAAGACACCAUCCAAUCCAAGAAAGGCGACAUUCCCAAGUCCUCAGAAGACACCAUUCAAUCCAAGAAAGGUGACAUUCCCAAGUCCCCAGAAGACACCAUCCAAUCCAAGAAAGGUGACAUUCCCAAGUCCCCAGAAGACACCAUUCAAUCCAAGAAAGCUGACAUGCCCAAGUCCUCAGAAGACAGCAUCCAAUCCAAGAAAGGUGACAUUCCCAAGUCCUCAGAAGACAGCAUCCAGUCCAAGAAAGGUGACAUUCCCAAGUCCUCAGAAGACAACAUUCAAUCCAAGAAAGGUGACAUUCCCAAGUCCUCAGAAGACACCAUUCAAUCCAAGAAAGGUGACAUUACCAAGUCCUCAGAAGACAGCAUCCAGUCCAAGGAGAAUAAAAUGUCCAAGUCCUCUCAAGACUCCAUCCAGUCCAAGGAGGGUAAAGUCCACAAGCCCUUAAAAGACAGUGUCCCAUCUAAAGAGGAAGAUACUCCCAAGUCCUCAGAAGGCACCACCCAGUCCAAGGAAGAAAUCACCAUGUCCCCAGAAGAUACCAUCCAGUCCCAGGAAGGUGACAUCAUCAAGUCUUCAGAAGAUGUGCAGCCCUUGGAGAGCAGACUCUUCCAUCUUGAAGCAGAAAUAGAAACCCUGGAGGAAGGCUUGGUGAGAGUGAUCAAAGACAAGGAGGAAUUUGAGGAGGUGCUCAAAGAUGCUGGAGAGAAACUGGUGGCUGUGGAUUUCUCAGCUGCUUGGUGUGGCCCUUGCAGAGUGAUGAAGCCACACUUCCAUUCCCUGUCUUUGAAGCAUGAGGAUGUGAUAUUCUUGGAGGUGGACACUGAGGACUGUGAGCAGCUGGUGCAAGACUGUGAGAUCUUUCACCUCCCGACUUUCCAGUUUUAUAAAAGAGAAGAAAAGGUGGGUGAAUUUUCUGGUGCCCUUGUGGGAAAACUUGAAAAAAGCAUUGCGGAAUUAAAGUAAUCAUAUGUUCUGAGAACACCGUGAA
Mastomys coucha (southern multimammate mouse) is the source of this 2079-nucleotide messenger RNA. RefSeq names its product thioredoxin domain containing 2 (gene Txndc2). The record is from RefSeq and is a predicted model, not a curated record. The coding region runs from base 381 to 2054 and encodes 557 amino acids. The transcript has 4 exons. Lineage: Eukaryota; Metazoa; Chordata; Mammalia; Rodentia; Muridae.